AUGACGGAUUGGAGGCGUGAGGUAUUGGCACUCUACCGAGAUGUAUUGCGCAUUGUGAGAAGCUUUCCAAACCGCAGCAUGGCUCGCAAGCUACGGUACAAUGCGAGGGAAUUGCUGUAUUUGAGACGGCACGAACAAAGCGCCGCGCGCAUUCAAAUGCACUUGACGGAGGGACGUGACGCUCUCGAUGUGUACCGAGUACUGCAAAGUGACAGUAAACUGCUCACGGCCAUUACAAGGAAGAAUCGACUCGUUAAAGAAUCAGAAGCUAAGGAAAAGUAG
This is a messenger RNA of Peronospora belbahrii, 282 nucleotides long. The record is from the annotation of a GenBank genome assembly. NCBI's taxonomy places the organism in Eukaryota, Oomycota, Peronosporomycetes, Peronosporales, Peronosporaceae.